UGUGCGUAUUGAGAGUGAAAGGACUAAAUAAAAGGCAGAGGUUUAGUAGUAGUAGUAGUAAGCAAGAAAGAACAUGAAGAUAACAAUGGGGGCAAACUCUGCCCUUUUAUGUCUCCUUUCAGUUCUUUUUAUGUUAUUGCUUAGUCCCACAUUUGCCAUUAAAAAGUCAUAUGUGGUGUAUAUGGGUGCACAUUCACAUGGAAAAGAAGUUUCAUCCAUUGAUUAUGAUAGAGUAAGAGAUUCACAUCAUGAGUUUCUUGGAUCAUACUUGGGAAGCACUGACAAGGCAAAAGAAGCAAUUUUCUACUCUUACACUAAACACAUCAAUGGCUUUUCUGCCAUGCUUGAAGAUGAUGAAGCAGUAGAAAUUUCAAAGCAUCCCCAAGUAGUAUCAGUAUUUCUAAACAGGGGAAGAAAACUACACACAACAAGAUCAUGGAGCUUUUUGGGAUUGGAGAAUGAUGGAGUUAUACAUCCAAGUUCAUUAUGGAAGAAGGCAAGAUUUGGAGAAGAUACAAUUAUUGGCAAUCUUGAUACUGGUGCCUGGCCUGAAUCAGAAAGCUUUAUUGAUGAAGAACUGGGACCAAUUCCAUCAAAGUGGAGAGGGAUUUGCCAAAAUGAUUCUGAUCACACCUUUCAGUGCAAUAGGAAGCUAAUUGGAGCGAGGUACUUCAACAAAGGAUACGCGACUCUAGCAGGAUCUCUAAAUUCAAGUUUCAACACACCACGAGACACGGAUGGACAUGGUUCCCACACGUUAUCCACAGCCGGUGGAAAUUUUGUUCAGGGAGCAAGUGUUUUCGGGUAUGGAAAUGGAACAGCAAAGGGGGGAUCACCAAAAGCAAGAGUAGCAGCUUACAGAGUUUGUUGGCCUCCAAUUUUGGGCAAUGAGUGCUUUGAUUCAGAUAUCUUAGCUGCUUUUGAUAUGGCAAUUCAUGAUGGCGUGGACGUGCUUUCGGUAUCACUUGGAGGAGAUGCUGGAGCAUAUGUUAAUGACAGUGUUGCUAUUGGUUCAUUUCAUGCUGUUAAGCAUGGCAUUGUUGUAGUCACCUCUGCUGGUAACUCUGGUCCUGGUCCUGGUACAGUAUCAAAUGUUGCACCGUGGCUCAUAACCGUUGGAGCGAGCACUAUGGAUCGUCAGUUUCCCAGCUAUAUCAUCCUAGGAAACAAAAAGCAGUACAAAGGAGAAAGUCUUUCUGUUGAAACACUGCCCAAAGGCAAGUUCUUCCCAAUUAUUAGUGCUGCUUCAGCAAAAGCUCCCCAUGCUUCAACUGACGAUGCUCAGUUAUGCAAAGCUGGGGCAUUGGACCCUAAGAAGGUAAAGGGAACUAUUUUAGUUUGCCUAAGAGGAGAUAAUGCAAGGGUUGACAAGGGACAGCAAGCUGCUUUGGCUGGUGCAGUUGGAAUGGUUCUAGCCAACGAUUAUGCAUCUGGCAAUGAAAUUAUUGCUGAUCCUCACGUCUUACCUGCUACGCAAAUUAGUUACACUGAUGGACUUGAACUCUUCGCUUAUGUUAAUUCAACAAGUACACCUACAGCUUCCAUUACACAUCCAACAACUCAAAUGGGAACAAAGCCAGCUCCGGUCAUGGCAGCCUUUUCAUCGAUAGGACCUAACACUGUUACACCAGAGAUCCUUAAGCCUGAUAUCACUGCUCCAGGAGUGAGUAUAAUCGCUGCCUAUACUGGCGCUGAAGGUCCAACAAAUCAAGAUUUUGAUAAACGUCGGGUUAAAUUUAACUCAGUUUCAGGCACUUCUAUGUCAUGUCCUCAUGUUUCUGGUAUUGUUGGUCUUCUGAAAACCCUUUACCCUACUUGGAGUCCUUCUGCUAUUAAAUCAGCAAUUAUGACCACUGCGAGAACACGAGAUAAUGCUAUAGAGCCAAUGUUGAAUGCUAGUCACAUCAAAACAAGUCCGUUUGCUUAUGGAGCAGGGCAUGUACGGCCAAACCGUGCCAUGGAUCCUGGUUUGGUGUAUGACUUGACUAUCGAUGAUUAUUUGAGCUUUCUCUGCGCUCAAGGCUACAAUGAAACUCAAAUCAAGACAUUUACACAAGGCCCUUUCAAAUGCCCUGAGCCAGUUAAUUUCAUUGACAUGAACUUACCCUCAAUCACAGUGCCUAAUCUCAAUGGUUCGGUUACUGUUACUAGAACUUUGAAGAAUGUUGGAUCUCCAGGUACAUACAAAGCUCGUAUUCGUCGCCCCAUUGGAAUUUCAGCUGUUGUUGAGCCAAAUAGUCUUGAGUUCAAGAAUAUUGGUGAGGAGAAAUCAUUCAAGCUUACUCUGAAGGUUAAAGGAACUAAAGGUCCAAAAGAUUAUGUAUUUGGCCAGUUAAUUUGGUCAGACAGUAAGCACUAUGUUAGAAGUCCCAUUGUAGUAAAAUCCACAUAGUUAGGUUCUUUAGAUUGUUACAAGUAAUUAGUUUAGUGGUAAGUUAAUCACUGAAUUAUUUCUCCUGUCCAGCAAAAAGAAAGAAGGUAAUGUGUAGCUCUUAAUGGAAAAUUUAUUAGUUACAGUUCAAUGUUAUUUGAAGAUAUCCAAUUGUCAAUUGUGAAAUGUUGACUGAGAAACAACACGUGAUGAAUUCUUAGCUGUGAAACUAGUAACACUGUUUAUUGUCA
Molecule: messenger RNA, 2622 nt
Organism: Nicotiana attenuata
Lineage: Eukaryota; Viridiplantae; Streptophyta; Magnoliopsida; Solanales; Solanaceae
Product: subtilisin-like protease SBT5.3
Exons: 11
Coding region: 74-2392 (772 amino acids)
Biological process (GO): proteolysis
Molecular function (GO): serine-type endopeptidase activity
Source: RefSeq, a predicted model, not a curated record